Messenger RNA from Metarhizium brunneum ARSEF 3297, 1968 nucleotides. The record is from RefSeq and is a predicted model, not a curated record. Lineage: Eukaryota; Fungi; Ascomycota; Sordariomycetes; Hypocreales; Clavicipitaceae.
AUGGAGGAAGAGGAGAAAAAGAAGACAAAGGCCCCCAUCGAGCGUCUCCCACCAGAACUCCUUCUCAACAUCGGCGAGUGGUUCGAUGAUCGGCGAAGCCUCAACACACUUGUCCGCACAUCACUCGUUUUCUAUACAGCACUCAAUGCCCAUCUGUACAAGCUUAAUAUCAGAAAUGACCCUCCAAGUGCGUCUUGUCUUUUCUGGGCUGCACAGGUUGGCCGGCUCGGCACCUUCAGGGUGGCCCAUCGGUUCGGGGCCGACUUGAACGUCAAGCGGGAAACGAAAAGGGAGCCUCCAUCACCACUACACACGGCUAUUAAGAACCUGCAUCCAGAGAUAGUAGAAUACAUCCUUCAAAAUGGAGGUCAUGUGCACUCACCGCCUUGGAUUGGGAAGGCAAAGCGUUAUCCGCUAGGCAUAGCCUUGACCGCCCGUAAUCUCAGGCAUGAUGCUAGCUGCGUCAGGAAGAACCAAAUAAUAUUGGACAUGCUCAUCCGUCAUGGUGCUAACAUGGUGGACGACGGUGAGCCUGCUCUUCCCCAUGCGGCCGCCAUGAACAAAAAUCGCGUUGUUCAUCUGCUUCUCCAACAACCCACGGUAAGUGUCAAUCAAACAACGUCAAGGGGCUGGUCGGCAUUGCACAUGGUAUGCCAGCAUGGGCAUACUGAGUUGUUGCACUAUCUUCUGAAUCAACCCGGAAUUAACAUCCACGCGCAAUCAACGGAUGCUCUAGGCUUUGCCGUCGUAAAUGGGCACGUCGACGCUGUUCGUCUACUGGUCAUGUGGCAUGGCCUGACUCCUGACGCAGCAUUCGAGCUGAGGAAGACGGCAUUUUUACGGGCACUUGAAACGGGCCAGGCGAGCAUUUGCGAGUUCCUAAUCACGCUUCCUGGGAUCAACGGGGCCCUGUCACUACCACGGAAUUGCACAGCCUUGCACUGGGCAGCACGAUCAGAGAAUGUUGACUGCGUCCCCGUCCUGCUUGACAAGUCAAGUUUCCAUCUCGGUGCUGUGGACGAUGAUGGCCACACAGCGCUACACUGUCUUGCCAUGACUUUGAACUCGAAAGGCCGAACGACGCGUGCAGAGGUGGUCAGGAUGCUCGUGGACCGAGGGGCUGAAGUUAACCCAGUCAGCCUCAUGGGAUACACCCCUCUCCAUUUUGCCAUUGCGAGAAAUAAUUUUGAUGUUGCUACACAAUUAUUACACCAAGAAGCCGAUCCCACCAUAGGUGCUGAAUCUGACACGGGCGACUACAUAUGGACAUUACUCCAUGAAAGUCUACUGGGGAACUCGUGGGUCCCCUGGAACUACGAACCUAGAAUAAGAAUGCUUCAGGCACUAAUUCAGCAUGAUUACGCAAACCUCAACAAGGAAUCACGGGUGACUAGUGCAGAGAUGCGACGAACCAAGGAUGCGCCCUUUGACGGUACGCCAUUACUGUUCGCCGUCUUGUACGAUAGCGAGCCUGGAACAAUAAAAAUGCUCAUCAAGGCGGGCGCCAGGGUAGAUUCGGUCGCGAUGAAACGGGAGACAGCGGCUCCAAAUAGUUUCCAUUCCCAUUCCAUUCUACAAGCUCUCCUGAGCUCGCAUCUGCGACCCAACUACCCGGUCAGCUACAAAGACACCAAUGUGUCGGUGAGUGUAGAGGACGUCAGACAUAUCAAGACGCGAUUAGAAAUAUUGCUGUCAAACGGUGCAAGAAUCGACAACGAGCACGGCCCACAGUCGGUGCUUGAAUAUGCUUGUGAGGUUCAGUUGGCGGGAUAUCCAGCACUACUGGGGGCCUUGUUUGAGAUGGCACACCCGGUCAACGUUUCGUCGGGCCAUGUCCAGAGUUUAAUACACUCGUAUUCAGGCGUGGCGGCUGAGGAAUAUCCACCGAAAUUCGACUUGGCUGCAGCAUUACAGAAAUGGAUGGACGUGUGGUUGAUACCAGAAGGAAGGAGGAUGCAGUUGCUGUAG